UUGGAAAAUGUCAGUCUCCUCCCCCUGUUAGCGGGUGGCUGGUAGUAAUAGAGUUUGCACUAGGUGGCAGCUUGAGUUUAGCUUAGUCUUGUUCAGGUUGUUCCUCUGUCUGCAGCCUUCUGAUUUUAUUCCGUCUUCUCUGGUGCUGGUUUUCCUAUUGCAGAAAGCAGUUUGUGCCUUGGAGCUACAUCAGCUAGAAGCGGCAGGUCGGAUGUCAUCUUUCCUGGACAAGUGGCUGUGGCAUCAUGAAUAUUGGCUUCCUCCAGGGAUCACGUGGAAGGAUAUGGAAGAUUCCGAUCAUGCCCGAUAUCCGCGGCCUCGUGAUCUUUUCAUCGCCAUCCCAUAUGCGUUUGUGUUUAUUGCUGUCCGCUAUCUGUUUGAGAGAUUGAUUGCCUUACCUCUGAGCAAGCAGAUGGGUGUGAAGGAGAAAUCCAGAAGGAAAGCCCCUCCGAAACCAAACUUGGAGAAAGCGUAUAUAUCACACGGCACAUGUCCUAAAGAGAAUGAACUCCUCACCCUUUCCAAGCAGUGUGACCUCUCGGUCCAGGCGGUGAAGGUAUGGUUUCGGCACCGAAGAAAUCAGGACCGACCCAGCAUCUCUCAGAAAUUCUGUGAAGCCAGUUGGAGGUUUGCGUUUUACCUGCUUGCUUUUAUUGCUGGUCUCUGUGUGCUCCUUGAUAAACCGUGGUUUUGGGAUCAAAAGGAAUGCUGGAAAGGAUACCCUCAGCAAGUGUUGCUGCCCUCCCAAUACUGGUACUACAUGAUAGAACUGGCUUUCUACUGGUCCCUUGUCUUCAGAGUCUCGUGGGAUGUGAAGAGGAAAGACUUCAAGGAGCAGAUUGUUCAUCACAUUGCAACAAUCUUUCUGAUUGGCUUCUCCUACUGUGCAAACUAUAUUCGGGUGGGAACCCUGGUGAUGCUUGUCCAUGAUGCAUCAGACUACAUUAUGGAGUGUGCAAAAAUGUUGAAUUAUGCAGGAUGGCGCAGGAGUUGUGAUGUGCUGUUUGCGGUCUUUGCUGUGGUCUUUCUAAUUACACGACUUAUCAUCUUUCCAAAUGUGGUAAUUCACACCACCUUCUACCACUCCAUGGAGAUUUUCCAGCCCUUCUUUGGUUACUAUUUUUUCAAUAUUCUCCUGAUGGUCCUGCAGCUGUUGCAUAUAUUUUGGGCCUAUCUCAUUCUGCGAAUGGUAGCCAAGUUCAUAUUUAUUGGUAAGAUUGAUAAGGAUGAAAGGAGUGAUGAUGAAAGUGAUGGGACAGAGGAAGAGGAGGAGGAAGAUGAGAGAAUGAAAACAAAGUCUGCAUCAUCCAAUCACAAUGGUGUGCUAAGUAAAAUGACAAAUGGGAUGAAAAGUAAAUCAACUGAAAGGAACAAGUUGCCCAAAGCCAGGUAGCAGGUAGCUACAUCGCUGAGGAUGGAUUGGGAGCUGUUACUUAAAAACAAAUUCACUUUGCUUUUUGCUGAUGAACACUAACAUCUGCCUGUUUUGAGAUCCACCCUAUGUGUUGUGAAAAGUGUCUGAACUACAGAAUUGACAAAUUGACAAACCGACAACAAUAGGCCCGUCUCCUUCAUGAACUCUGUCAAAGCUCUCUUCGUUUGUCUUCUGUUCCUUAUCAAAACACAUCUAACACAGCGUUCUCAAUUCACUGUUGAGACCUUCGUAUGGACAGACAAUUCAGGAACUGAUCCAAGUAACCUUUUGAUAUUGAAGUAUUGAGUUGAGUUGUUUGGACAUUUUUAUAGAAGUGACCAGUACACUUUUUAAUUUGUUUUCUCUUGACCCCUGCACCCCUAGCCCAUGGUGUCAUUCAUUCCCUUGGACCUUACUGUGUAGUUCUCAUAGUGGACACUAGGUGGUGCACACUUGUAAUCUGGGUGGAUUCUUUGGAAAAGUUUGAACAGCUGAGAGAGGGAACUCCAUGGGAAACUAACAUGAUAUUCCAGAUCCCAACCUAAACCAUUUUUGUCUCAAUAGGCUAAAUAAUUGUAAUGUUUGUUACAAUUUGUUUUUAUUCAGGAGGCAGAACUGAUGAAUUUAUUUGGUGUGUUUGAAUAGUUAAUAUUUAACAUCACAAAUUUUGGUAGUAUCAUUGGGCUGGAAGAAGGCAAAUUUAAAGGGUUGUUUUUGUUUCAAUUAGUUUUGAGAUGCAAUUAGUUUUGGAAAUGAUCAAAGUGCUGCGAUGCAACUGAGAUACUUUUUGCACUUGGGUUAGCAUGUAUUCACAAACGUUGAACAGGAAAGAAUCGUGCUUUGACAGUUUUAAUUCUUGCAGUUCUCCCUCCUCAUCCCCACCCAGUGGUUUCUGUUGUAACCACCCUGUAAUAUGUCAGCACUAAGGAGGGCACUUAUCCCUCACUUCCAGUGCACUGUGGGUAAGCUGGCAUCACAUGUAAUGGAGGUUACUUUGGCUCAUCAAAAAUAAUUUUUUAAUAAAGUUUAAAAUUCCAAUUUCUGUGGAAUUACCACAUUGUACGUGUGUUUCCAGAAGGUGCAAAAGGCAGUGAAGAACAGCAAUCUUUGCUGGUGAAAUGAUGCAGUAACACAAAAUGUCGUCCAGAAAUGAACACUUUUUUUUAAGAUGGGGUGUGAUAGAUCACUGUCCCAUUGCAUGUAUUUGUGGAAUGUCUGAGUGUACCUGCUGUUCAGUUUUUCCAGAUCUAAUCAUCUCAAAGUGCACAUCUUCAAUAUGGAAAUUGUGACACUGUUUGGAUGUUUUGUAUGCGACUGCCAUAAUGCUAUGGGAGAAAAGUCAACAGGGCCAGAGAGAAUCUUGUUUUAAGUUUGGAGACUGUGACUUUAUGAUCAAUUUUAUAAAAUUAGACAUAAUCUGAAUUCAGAACAGUAGAAGAUGGCUUGUUGCAGGACAGUUUGAAAGAAACUCUUUUUGCAAUUAGUAGCAGAGCCUAGAACUGCAUGAGCUAUAACAAAGGAUUGAAAUGAUCCUAUGAUUUUCUCAAUUCAUUAGGGUGCUCAUGUUUGUUUAAUCUUUUUGGAGUUAAAUUUAAAUCAAGACUGAGUGACUUUGUGUAAAUGACAGCCUUGGUUACAGUUUUUGUAAAUAUAAAGCCAAUCUCUGAGUGCACUUAGAUUUCAUUACUGGAACUGAUUGACAGUGUCUGAUUCUACAUCACUUGAUCAUCUCAAGGUUUGUUUUGAAAUAAUAUCUGAAUAAAUUAAAUAAUUUUUUACAA
Rhincodon typus (whale shark) is the source of this 3195-nucleotide messenger RNA. RefSeq names its product ceramide synthase 2-like. Gene Ontology annotation, biological process: ceramide biosynthetic process; regulation of DNA-templated transcription. Lineage: Eukaryota; Metazoa; Chordata; Chondrichthyes; Orectolobiformes; Rhincodontidae. Bases 212 to 1393 code for a protein of 393 amino acids. The record is from RefSeq and is a predicted model, not a curated record. The transcript has 11 exons. Gene Ontology annotation, molecular function: DNA-binding transcription factor activity, RNA polymerase II-specific; sphingosine N-acyltransferase activity; DNA binding. Gene Ontology annotation, cellular component: membrane.